Molecule: messenger RNA, 291 nt
Organism: Colletotrichum abscissum
Lineage: Eukaryota; Fungi; Ascomycota; Sordariomycetes; Glomerellales; Glomerellaceae
Exons: 1
Coding region: 1-291 (96 amino acids)
Source: RefSeq, a predicted model, not a curated record
AUGGCUUCGCCUGCCGAAAUGGGCAGCAGGCAGAGAAAGGAGGCUAACCCCGCCCCGGGCCGGUCUAGGUUCACGCGCAGAUCGAUUGCGCCGGUGGCCCAGCGCCUUCCGUCCCGCACUGGGGCGCCGGUAGGGCGGGACGCCAAGACCCCUUACCCGCGCACCUGCCAUGCGCCUGCCAUGCGCUUGCCAACCGCGGAGUGCGGGAAUCCAAGAGUCCUCGACCGCACCCCAUGCCCCAGAAAACCCACAGAACACGACGUUUUCAGCUACCUCGACAACGUGGAUUAG